GCCGCCGCCGCGGGACCGGCCAUGCUGCUCUUCUGCCCGGCCUGCGGCAACGUGCUGGUGGCCGAGGAGGGGCCCCGCUGCCACCGCUUCGCCUGCACCACCUGCCCCUACGUGCGCAACGUUACGCGGAAGGUGACGAGCAGAAAGUACCCGCGGCUGAAGGAGGUGGAUGACGUGCUGGGCGGCGCCGCGGCCUGGGAGAACGUGGACUCCACCGCAGAGCCGUGCCCCAAGUGCGAGCACCCCCGCGCCUACUUCAUGCAGAUCCAGACGCGCUCGGCCGACGAGCCCAUGACCACCUUCUACAAGUGCUGCAACGCGCAGUGCGGGCACCGAUGGCGGGACUGAGGGGCCCGGCCCUGCCCCGGCCGCCCGGGGGGCGCUGAGGGUCCCGGGGAGGGGGGGGUGAGGGUCCCGGGGAGGGGGGGGGUGAGGGUCCCGGGGGCCGCUCACCCUCCAAGCCGAGGAAGGGGGCAGCCGGUGGCGGCCGGCCCUGGAGCGCAGGCCCCGCGGGAUGGGGCUGGGUGCCUUCUCCUGCAAUAAAGUGUCACUGGGUGGAA
Falco peregrinus (peregrine falcon) is the source of this 560-nucleotide messenger RNA. RefSeq names its product RNA polymerase III subunit K (gene POLR3K). Gene Ontology annotation, biological process: termination of RNA polymerase III transcription; DNA-templated transcription. Gene Ontology annotation, molecular function: nucleic acid binding; zinc ion binding; DNA-directed RNA polymerase activity. The record is from RefSeq and is a predicted model, not a curated record. Gene Ontology annotation, cellular component: RNA polymerase III complex. Bases 22 to 348 code for a protein of 108 amino acids. The transcript has 3 exons. Lineage: Eukaryota; Metazoa; Chordata; Aves; Falconiformes; Falconidae.